CCCCUUUCCUUCUAUUUUUCCCUAUAAAGGGAAUAUUUAACCCUUCCCUUGCUUUUUUUUCCCUAUAAAGGGAAUAUUUAACCCCUUUUCCUUCUCUUUUUCCCGAUAAAGGGAAUAUUUAACCCUUCCCUUAUCCUCUUAUUCCCUAUAAAGGGAAUAUUUAACCCUUCCCUUAUCCUCUUAUUCCCUAUAAAGGGAAUAUUUAACCCUUCCCUUAUCCUCUUAUUCCCUAUAAAGGGAAUAUUUAACCCUUACCUUACUUCCUAUUCCCUAUAAAGGGAAUAUUUAACCCUUCCCUUAUCCUUCCUAUUCCCUAUAAAGGGAAUAUUGGUAGCAAAGUUGACAUUUAGCCAGUUGAUGAGGUAGGGGGUCGUUAUUUUUGAUUUUUUUCGGCGCCAAAUUGCAGAAAUCUGGCUUUUUAAAAAAUUUGGUUGGCGUCAGAAAAUUCAUUUGGCUUUUUUACGUGUAAAAAUUAUCUGCUCGAAAAUUACAUAUCAUCCUUUUUUUAAACCGUUUCCCUUUACGAGAAGUCUUUGUGGUCAGUUACAUUUCGCAAUAUUUCUGCAGCCAAGAGUCUGGGCAGGAAGAUAGUGAUUUUAACCAUACAUAUUGUCCAUGAAGUGUAAUUUCUUUACCUAAUAACGUUUUAGACAAUAGACAAUAGGUGCAGGAGUAGGCCGUUCGGCCCUUCGAGCCAGCCCUGGGGUUUUGUGAAACUGUGACACCACCGGCUGUUUUUUUUUUAAAUAAAUCAUUUACUAUCAACAACCAUGCCGUCAAAGAAACGCAAGCGAGACAAUGAGCGUACGUACAGUAGCAAAUGGGAAGAGAUAUUUGUGUGGGUCCAAAAGGCUGCUGAUGGAUCGGAGGCAGCUUAUUGUACAUUGUGUGACUGCAAUAUUGUGCCAAGAAUUUGCAACCUCUCAAAGCAUCACAACACGGAGAAGCACAAGCUGAAAACUCCAUUGCAAGACCAGACGCAAUUUGAUGUAAAAAAAACUCGUCGCCAAGAUUACGAUAAAGUUAAGACAGACCCUGCAGCCUCCGCUGGUAAACAAGUCCGAGGCCCGCCCGCCACACAGUCCGCAGCUCAGAGAAGUUUGAAAGAGGUGAUGCAGAACGCUGCGAAGGAGUUCCUGGCCUUUGUGGAUGAAGGAGUAUCCCCCUAUCACGUUAUUGAAGCCUGCAAGCGGCGUCUGCGGACUGCUGGUUUCCAGGAGCUGAAGGAGACCGAUCACUGGGAUGUGGAACCUGCCAGCAAGUACUAUAUGACCAGGAACUACUCGACUAUAAUCGCCUUUGCCGUGGGAGGCAAGUACAAGGCAGGCAAUGGGUUCAGCAUGGUUGGAGCACACACGGACAGUCCUUGUUUACGGGUGAAGGUCAGGUCCAAGAAGAUACACGCGGGCUACCUCCAGGUGGGGGUGGAAUGUUACGGCGGUGGCAUCUGGAACACCUGGUUUGACCGGGACCUCACCGUGGCUGGCAGGGUUUUGGUGAAGACGGCCUCAGGUGUGGAGCAACACCUGGUCCACGUGCGUGACCCCAUCCUUCGCAUCCCACACCUGGCCAUCCACCUGCAGCGAGAAAUGAACGACAGCUUCGGACCCAACAAGGAGACUCACCUGGUGCCGAUCCUUGCCACAGCUGUACAAGAACAGCUGGAGACGGGAGUAAAGUCGAGCGGUAAUGCCUGUGAGGCCACUCAAAUGGUAACGUACCCUGUCCGCAAAGCAAGUUCAACAAUAGACUCGUUCUCUGUAGAUUAAUAGCCCCUGUCCCACGGUACGAGAUCAUUCCAAGAGUUCUCCCGAGUUAAAAAAAAAAUCAAAACUCGUGGUAAGCACGGAGAAUGUAUGUAGCGGGUACGUCGGAGCUCGG
Leucoraja erinaceus (little skate) is the source of this 1881-nucleotide messenger RNA. Its product is annotated as aspartyl aminopeptidase-like. Gene Ontology annotation, molecular function: aminopeptidase activity; zinc ion binding. Bases 771 to 1769 code for a protein of 332 amino acids. NCBI's taxonomy places the organism in Eukaryota, Metazoa, Chordata, Chondrichthyes, Rajiformes, Rajidae. The transcript has 7 exons. Gene Ontology annotation, biological process: proteolysis. The record is from RefSeq and is a predicted model, not a curated record.